AUGCCUCGCUCUCGAUCCCGGUCGUACUCGCGCUCGCCGUCGCGAUCUCCCGCCCGUUCGCCGGUGCGUUCGGACCGCGAUCGUUCCCCAUCGCCAGCUCGAUCUAGGUCGCCGUCGAGGGACAGAUCGAGGAGCCGCAGCAGGUCGGCGUCGUACUCGUCGCGGGACUCGAGGUCGCCGAGCCCGCCGCCAAACCCUCUCGCUGAGGCUUGUCCCUUCCUCAUCCGCGUCUUCGUGCUCCGCAACAAGCACAACCCCGUCAUCGAGUACGACCAGAAGCGCUUCCCGACCGAGGAGUACAGGGUGAAACACUCCACCCCGUCUCAGAUCCUCAAGCAGCUCUAUGCCAAGUUCCCGCCGCUGUACCGAUCCGCCCUCCGCUUCUCCCUCCGGCACGUCUACGUUGACGCCGAGGAGGACAGGCUGUACAAGGCCCGAGACCUUGUCAGCAUCACGCCAGCACAGCUGCGCGCCACCCUGAACGCUUCCUCCGCCUCUGCGCCCGCCGACGACGUGGAGAUGGAUAGCGAGGAGCGGCGCGAGAAGAUGCUCGACGCCGAGCUGGACGACACCGAGGAUGGCGGAAGCGGCGGCAGGGCAAAGAGGAUAGAGGAGAAGACGCUGGACGAGUACGGAUUCCUGACUGGCGACCUUCUGUCGCUGUGUGUCGCGCUGCCUCGCCCGCCCAAGGCUGGUGGCGGUGGGCCCGGUGCGCUCAAGGCUGGAGGCGCACCUGAGCCGAGAGGAGCGUGGGGGCGCGGGGAACCGCUGCCGCCGCAGGAUUUCAGGAGGGGGAGUGGAGACAGGGGAGGGAGGGGCGGACGGGGAGGAAGGGGAGGGGAUAGCUGGAGGAGGGAGAGGAGCCGGAGUCCGGCAAGGGAGGGCUGGAGGCGGUGA
Trichosporon asahii var. asahii CBS 2479 is the source of this 897-nucleotide messenger RNA. RefSeq lists its product as uncharacterized. Gene Ontology annotation, biological process: negative regulation of DNA-templated transcription. Gene Ontology annotation, molecular function: transcription corepressor activity; transcription factor binding. Gene Ontology annotation, cellular component: nucleus. The transcript has 2 exons. Bases 1 to 897 code for a protein of 298 amino acids. Lineage: Eukaryota; Fungi; Basidiomycota; Tremellomycetes; Trichosporonales; Trichosporonaceae. The record is from RefSeq and is a predicted model, not a curated record.